UGGGCCUGGCGCUGCGAUUGAGGCGGCGGCAAGCGAGCGGGGUGCGGGUGGUGGGACCCGAGAAACCGGCAUGGACGUUUCGGGGCAGGAGACCGACUGGCGGAGCGCCGCCUUCCGGCAGAAGUUGGUCAGUCAAAUGCAUUUCCUGCAAGGCUGUAAGCAAGAGAAGGUUCAGAGCCUGGUGGCAGUGAGGAUGCUCAUCUCCACAUCAUGUCAGGAGUGGUGCAGGGAGACAAGCCAGCAUUGGAGCUGGGGUAGAUUUGUUGUGGCCACAAAUGGCAGGCUGCUGUUAAAAUGGCAUGGGAGACACUACAUAACAUGUUGAUGUUGAGAAGAGCAGCGAGGAUGCCAUGAGAAAAGCUGGCGUGGCCCACAGUAAAUCCAGCAAGGAUAUGGAGAGCCAUGUGUUCCUGAAGGCCAAGACGCGGGACGAAUACCUUUCUCUCGUGGCCAGGCUCAUUAUCCAUUUUCGAGACAUUCAUAACAAGAAAUCUCAAGCUUCUGUCAGUGACCCGAUGAAUGCACUGCAGAGCCUGACUGGUGGACCUGCUGCGGGAGCAGCUGGGAUCGGCAUGCCUUCUCGGGGCCCAGGACAAUCCCUGGGUGGGAUGGGUAGCCUUGGCGCCAUGGGACAGCCAAUGCCCCUCUCAGGGCAGCCACCCCCUGGCACCUCAGGGAUGGCCCCCCACGGCAUGGCUGUUGUGUCUACAGCAACUCCACAGACCCAGCUGCAGCUCCAGCAGGUGGCGCUGCAGCAGCAGCAGUUCCAGCAGCAGCAGGCGGCGCUGCAGCAGCAGCAGCAGCAGCAACAGCAACAGCAGCAGUUCCAGGCCCAGCAGAGUGCAAUGCAGCAGCAGUUCCAGGCCGUGGUGCAGCAGCAGCAGCAGCUCCAGCAGCAGCAGCAGCAGCAGCAGCACCUCAUCAAGCUGCAUCACCAGAACCAGCAGCAGCUCCAGCAGCAGCAGCAGCAGUUGCGCAUGGCCCAGCUGCAGCUCCAGCAGCAGCAGCAGCAGCAGCAGGCACUGCAGGCCCAGCCGCCUAUCCAGCCACCGGCCGUUCCGCAGCCACAGCCACAGCCGCUGCAGCCGCUACACCACACACAGCACCACCAGCCGCAGCCACCGCCACCCACACAGCCGCCAGCUGCGCAGAACCAGCCGCCACCACUCCCACCACAGUCGCAGGCACAGCCCUUGGUGUCCCAGGCACCGGCACUCCCCACACAGAUGCUGUACUCCCAGCAACAGCUGAAACUCGUCCGAGCUCCGAUGGUGGUGCAGCAGCCGCAGGUGCAGUCCCCAGCGCAGCCACAGGCCGCAGGGCCGGCAGCCCAGGCCUCCCAGAUAGUGGGUUCUGGAGUCCAGAUGAUCAACGCAGCCUUGGCCCAAGGCGGGAUGCAAGUAAGAGCCCGGUUCCCGCCCACCACCGCUGUGUCUGCCGUCCCGUCAAGUUCCAUCCCUUUGGGCGGACAGCCCUCGGCACAGGUCAGCCAGAACACCCUCACCAUGCUGCCCUCGCCGUCACCCGGCCAGCAGGUGCAGACCCCGCAGUCGAUGCCACCUCCCCCCCAGCCGUCCCCGCAGCCCGGCCAGCCCAGCUCGCAGCCCAACUCCAAUGUCAGCUCCGGCCCCGCCCCUUCCCCCAGUAGCUUCCUGCCCAGCCCCUCACCACAGCCUUCCCAGAGCCCAGUGACAGCACGCACUCCACAGAACUUCAGUGUUCCCUCCCCGGGACCUCUGAACACUCCUGUGAACCCCAGCUCCGUCAUGAGCCCAGCCGGCUCCAGCCAGGCCGAGGAGCAGCAGUACCUGGACAAGCUAAAGCAGCUGUCCAAGUACAUCGAGCCCCUGCGCCGCAUGAUCAACAAGAUCGACAAGAACGAAGACCGAAAAAAGGACCUGAGUAAGAUGAAGAGCCUUCUGGAUAUCCUGACGGACCCCUCCAAGCGGUGCCCCUUGAAAACACUGCAGAAGUGUGAGAUUGCCCUGGAGAAACUCAAGAAUGACAUGGCGGUGCCCACACCCCCACCACCCCCAGUGCCGCCAACCAAGCAGCAGUACCUGUGCCAGCCACUUCUGGACGCGGUCCUGGCCAACAUCCGCUCGCCCGUGUUUAACCACUCCCUGUACCGCACGUUUGUGCCGGCCGUGACGGCCAUCCACGGCCCUCCCAUCACGGCCCCGGCAGCGUGUGCCCGGAAGCGUAGGUUUGAAGAGGACGAACGGCAGAGCAUCCCCAAUGUGCUCCAGGGGGAGGUGGCCAGAUUGGACCCGAAGUUCCUGGUGAACUUGGACCCUUCUCACUGCAGUAACAACGGCACAGUCCACCUGAUAUGCAAGCUGGAUGACAAGGACCUCCCGAGCGUGCCCCCGCUGGAGCUCAGCGUACCUGCAGACUACCCCGCCCAGAGCCCCCUGUGGAUCGACCGGCAGGGGCAGUAUGGUGAAUGCCAACCCCUUCCUGCAGUCAGUGCACCGGUGCAUGACCUCACGGCUGCUGCAGCUUCCCGACAAGCACUCGGUCACCGCCCUGCUCAACACCUGGGCGCAGAGCAUCCGCCAGGCCUGCCUCUCAGCUGCCUAGCCACCACCACUGCUGUAUGUGGGGCCGCCCGCCCGCCUGCCUGCCCACUGGGGACUGAGGGGGCAGCCGCAGCCUUGUGCUGGCUGCAGAGGACACACCUCAUGUCUGCCGGUUCUAGGUGUUGACUCCCUUAGAGAGCCUGGGCUUAGGUUAGCUUUCCUGCUUUUAUCUUCUGCCUUGGGGACCUGCCGUUCUCCCAUCCUUGUCCAGGACUGAGGCAGUGGCACCCAGGUUGGGGUGGGGCUUCCCCCAGGGAGUUGGACGUGCCCCAUCCCUGGGCAUUCCUCCCUGGGUGCUGUCCCCCAGCCUCAGCAACACCCAUGUCCUUCCUCUGUAGCAUGGGGGAGAAUUCAGGGUCUUGUUAGAGCCUUGUUUGUGCCAGAAAACAUUUCUACCCGUUUCUGUAGGGGAACAUGGAGAACAUAGGAAGCCAUUAAAACACAGAAUCCUCUGAUCAUAGUUUGGGUUCAGACUGUACCACCAUUGGCAUGUAGGGCACACCACCCCGAAGUUCCCAGAUCCUGGGGUGCCAGCUGUGUUUGCAGGGAAGGCCAGCCUGCAGGCAGCUAUGGGUCCCCUCCACCAACUGGGCCUCAUACCUCAUGGCAUUCUCCCUUCAAGCCCUGUGGGCUCACUCAGCACUGUGGGGAUGCCUGGGGUGCAGGGCCAUCCUGUCCCUGGCGCUGUGCCCUCUAGCUGGGUGCUUGGGCCCACUCUCGGGUCAGGGGACUGUCCUGAGGACCUGGAGUCUGCACAGCCACUCCAGAGAGCGAGGGCUCUGGGCGGGGCAUCAGCCAGCUGGCCCUCUGGUGACAAGAGGUCUUCCCCUUUUGUAUGUGCACUACCGUGUCAUCUGUGGUUCUUAAAAUAAAUUUAUUAUUCCUG
Molecule: messenger RNA, 3468 nt
Organism: Manis pentadactyla (Chinese pangolin)
Lineage: Eukaryota; Metazoa; Chordata; Mammalia; Pholidota; Manidae
Gene: MED15
Product: mediator complex subunit 15
Exons: 19
Coding region: 351-2708 (785 amino acids)
Biological process (GO): regulation of DNA-templated transcription
Molecular function (GO): transcription coregulator activity
Source: RefSeq, a predicted model, not a curated record